This is a messenger RNA of Owenia fusiformis, 807 nucleotides long. NCBI's taxonomy places the organism in Eukaryota, Metazoa, Annelida, Polychaeta, Sabellida, Oweniidae. The record is from the annotation of a GenBank genome assembly.
CUUUGUUCUGUCUAUUUUGAUCUCGUAAAAUCUCACCCCAAUCAGCGCAUGCGCGAGAAUUAUUUUGUAAAACUUAAAAAAAACUUUUUUUCUAAUAAAUGUCAUGAUUACUGAUUGUUUAGGAAAAACAUUAAUGAUAUACUAUGUUUUUAUCAAAACUGAUACUACCAAUGUCUUGUUUGCGCAAUAUUACAGUCAUUGGUGCAGCGAAAGUAGAUAAAAUGCACAUCAUUUCAAGACGUAAAUUUUCUCAAGAAUUUUCAGCUGAUUCAUCAAGUUCCAUUAAAUCUGGAAUUCCUAUUGAAUUAGGACAGGACGUACCAUUAUAUGAGAACGAUGAUGCAUGGGACUCUAUAGUUGAUCUUUCAAAAUUAACAGAAGCAGAGAAAUUGAUCUACACUCUCCACUCAAAAGCUCUGAAGAAUGGUAAGAACAUGUACAUAGACCCAGAGACAGGCUAUAACGUAAUGACUCGUCAAUUUCACCUGAAGAGAGGCAAAUGUUGUGGCAAUGCCUGUAGACAUUGUCCAUUUGACCAGUGCAAUGUACCAGUUGAAGCAAGAACAAAGACAUUUAACACAGCAUUUUACACUUGACAAUAGUGCAAUAAUAGACAUGUUUAUGGUUAGUUGUAUCCUGUCAGGGAAUCUGUACAUCCAGUUGACAAUUUUAUUUAUUGUACUUUACAUACAAAGACAAUUUUAAUUUAUUAUUGUACUUUACAUGUACAUUUGUACAAAUGUUGUUAAAAAAUAUUCAUACAUUAAUCUGGUAUUUGUGUUUUUUAAUGAAUAAAUGUAAUUGGAG